AUGAGUGCAUCCAAGGAGAUUCCCAUUCCGGGGCCAAGGGGUGUCCCUAUUUUGGGAAAUAUCUAUGACAUUGAACCCGAAGUCCCGCUGAACAGCAUUGACUUGCUGGCUGAUAAUUAUGGAGAGAUCUUCCGUCUCACAGCCCUUGGCAAUCAACGUGUCUUCAUCAGUUCACAUGAGCUGAUCGAUGAGGUCUGCAAUGAAGAGCGAUUCGGCAAAAUUGUCACUCAAGGUCUGAAGGAAAUUCGAAAUGGCACACACGACGGCCUUUUCACAGCCAAUUAUCCCGGCGAAGAGAAUUGGGCGAUCGCCCAUCGCAUUCUUGUGCCUGCAUUUGGACCGUUGAUGAUCCGGGGCAUGUUUGAUGAUAUGUACGACAUUGCAACUCAAUUGGUGAUGAAAUGGGCGCGACAAGGGCCCCACACGCCAAUUACAGUGACUGAUGACUUUACACGCCUAACUCUUGACACCAUUGCUUUGUGUUCAAUGGGUACCCGCUUCAACUCCUUCUAUCAUGACGACAUGCACCCUUUUGUCGAGGCGAUGGUGGGUUUGCUCGGAGGCUCAGCCAACCGAGCCCGACGACCCGCUCUUUGGAACAACUUGCCUACAAGUGAAAACAGCAAGUACUGGAGUGACGUGGCUUAUCUGCGGAAUUUGUCCCAGGAGCUAGUUGACGCCCGAAAGAACAACCCAGAAGAUAAGAAGGAUCUUCUCAAUGCAUUGAUCCUGGGCCGUGACCCUCAGACGGGCAAGGGUAUGACGGACGAGUCGAUCGUGGAUAACAUGAUCACUUUCUUGAUUGCCGGCCAUGAAACAACCUCCGGCAUGCUUUCGUUCCUCUUCUACUACUUACUCAAGACGCCUCAUGCUUACAAGAAAGCCCAAGAAGAGGUCGACCGUGUCAUCGGUAGACGUAAGAUUACAGUGGAAGAUAUGUCGAAAUUACCGUAUAUCACAGCCGUUAUGCGUGAGACACUACGCCUCAAGCCAACAGCCCCUAUGAUUGCCGUUCAUGCCCACCCUGAGAAGAACAAGGAAGACCCUGUCACUCUCGGGGGUGGCAAGUAUGUUUUGUAUAAAGAUGAACCCAUCGUCCUUUUGCUGGGCAAGAUGCAACGCGAUCCGAAGGUAUACGGCCCGGACGCGGACGAGUUUCGACCAGAGAGGAUGCUAGACGGAAACUUUGAGAAGCUGCCGAAGAACGCAUGGAAGCCAUUUGGUAACGGCAUGCGUGGAUGUAUUGGUCGUCCAUUCGCUUGGCAAGAAGCACUCCUCGUUGUUGCAAUCCUGCUCCAAAACUUCAAUUUCCAGAUGGACAACCCCAGCUACGAUCUUCGUCUCAAACAAACACUCACAAUCAAGCCCAAGGACUUCCAGAUCAGGGCCUCUCUCCGUGAGGGCCUGGACCCCACUAAACUCAGCUUGGCCCUGAGUGACACUGCCGGUGUGCACAAGGAUGUGGGUGUCACGGAACGGGAGAGGAAGCCCAAAGUUGCUCCAACCAACGGAAAGAUGAGACCCAUGCACAUCUUCUACGGAAGUAACACCGGUACCUGUGAGGCCUUUGCCCGGAGACUGGCGGAUGAUGCUGUUGGGUAUGGAUUUGCUGCGCAGAUCAGCUGUCUGGAUUCGGCAUUGCAGAACAUUACCAAGGAAGACCCAGUCGUCUUUAUCAGCGCAUCUUACGAGGGUCAGCCGCCUGACAACGCGGCUCAUUUCUUUGAGUGGCUCAGUGAGCUCAAGGGUGACAGCCUGAAAGGGGUCAAUUAUGCAGUAUUUGGGUGUGGUCACCAUGACUGGGCAUCUACAUUCCACCGCAUUCCCAAGGCAGUCAAUGAACUUGUUUGCGAGAACGGCGGAAAUCGCUUAUGUGACCUUGGUCUGGCAGAUGCAGCAAAUUCAGACAUGUUCACUGACUUCGAUGGCUGGGGCGAGACCGCCUUCUGGCCAGCUAUCGUGGCUAAGUUCGGCGGUGGCCCCGAACAGAUCGUCAAGUCCAAGUCCUCACUGCAAGUUGAAGUGAGCUCAGGUGUACGCGCAUCUACUCUCGGCCUCCAGCUGGAAGAAGGAUUCGUGGUAGAGAACACAGUUUUGACUAAGCCCGGAGUGCCUACCAAGCGACUUCUCCGAUUCAAGUUGCCAUCUGAUAUGACCUACCAGUGUGGUGAUUAUCUUGCAGUUCUGCCUGUGAACCCAAGUACUGUCGUUCGCCGCGCAAUUCGUCGUUUCGACUUACCCUGGGACGCUAUUUUGCGUGUCAAAAAGCCCUCGUCUGGUUUGGCACCGCCAUCGAUUCCUCUGGACACGCCUAUCUCGGCCUUUGAGCUCCUGUCAACAUACGUCGAACUCUCUCAGCCAGCAUCAAAGCGCGACGUCAAACUUUUGGCCGAUGCAGCUAUCGAAGACGCCGAGGUCCAGGCGGAGUUGCAAUACAUUGCUUCUAGCCCGAGUCGAUUCACAGCCGAGAUUGUGCAAAAUCGUAUCAGCCCUCUGGAUCUACUGAUGCGUUACCCGUCAAUCAAGCUAUCGAUUGGUGAUUUCCUGGCGAUGCUUCCACCAAUGCGUGUUCGCCAGUAUUCAAUCUCUUCAUCUCCCUUGUCAGACCCAUCAGAAUGCUCAAUCACUUUCUCCGUUCUGAACGCGCCGGCUCUUUCAGGCAUAUCUGAGCCAGGUAGCGAAAGCCCUGAAGAGUAUCUUGGAGUUGCCUCGAACUACCUUUCCGAGCUGCAACCCGGCGAGCGUGCUCAUAUCUCCGUUCGCCCUUCAAACUCUGGGUUUAAGCCUCCAGUCGAUCUCCAGACGCCAAUGAUCAUGGCGUGUGCUGGCAGUGGCCUCGCUCCAUUCCGAGGAUUCGUGAUGGACCGUGCAGAAAGAAUCCGUGGACGUCGCAAUUCCAUCGAUGCCGCUGAUGUUCCCGAAAACAACAAGCCGGCUAAGGCUGUGCUUUAUAUAGGCUGUCGCACGGAGGGCAAGGAUGAUAUCCACUCGGAUGAGCUGGCCGAGUGGGCUUCACAGGGCGCUGUCGAUGUUCGUUGGGCAUUGAGCCGCCCUGCAAAUGGAUCACCUGGAAAGCAUGUGCAAGAUCUAAUGCUUGAGGACCGGGUAGAGCUGGUCGAUUUGUUUGAGAAGGGGGCGAAUAUCUACGUCUGUGGCAGCACUGGUGUUGGUAGUGCUGUACGGGACGUUUGCAAGACUAUGUACUUGGAUCAUCGCCGUGAGAAGAUUCGUGAGGCAAAGGAGACUGGGGAGCAAUUGGGUCCGGAGGCUGAAUUAGGUGAGGAUACCGCUGCGGAGCGAUUCUUUGAUCAGUUGAGGACGAAAGCGCGCCCGACGAAAAUCGUGAUUUCCCCUCGAGUGAAACCAUUAAGCUCCAUUAUGCCGAAGGAGGAAAUACCGGCUGCAAGGCCGUAUCUUGUCCACAGCCAUGCCCACGAGGGCGAGAUUCCUGGAACUGUCGAUCUUAGUGCUGCCGAGGGCGACGACACGGCAUAUGGACAAGCUCUGUAUCCCGUUCCAGCCGAGGAUCCUAACGACCCACUGCAGUGGCCUAUCUGGAAGAAAAAUGUCAUCCUAAUCAUCGUUGCCGUCUAUUCGUUUCUCGGCAAUAGCUCCCUUACUGGUCCAUCGGUCUACAUUGGACUCUAUAGCAAGGAGUUUGGGAUAUCACAAGCGGAAGCUUCUGGGUUGAUCUCUUAUCCUAAUCUUGCUUUUGGAUUUGGGUCAUUGAUCCUGGUUCCUCUGUAUCUGAAGAUCGGUCGACGCCCGGUGACGCUGUUGUCAAUGUUGACAUUUUUGGCCGGCUUAAUCGGAGCCUCUCGAUCAACAUCUUAUACGGGAUUGAUGAUUGCGCGAGUAUUCCACGGCUUUGGCAGCGGGGUUUGUGAAAGUUUGCCCGUACAGCUUGUGAACGACAUUUUCUUUCUUCAUGAAAGAGGAAAGAAAAUUGGCUACUAUACCAUAUGUCUCUGCCUCGGGUCAACAGGUCCUCUCUAUGCAGGCUACAUGCUUGCGGGCGGCUAUUCGUGGCGACUCUUCUUCUACGUCGAAGCAGCCUUUGCGGGUGCCCUCUUGAUCAUGGCUUUUUUCUUUGUUGAGGAGUCAACCUAUCACCGCAAAGAACAACUAACGACGCCAAUUUCUUUGAACCAUUCCCCAACAGCACUUGACACAGAUGAGAAAUUGGAGGAUAAUUUCCAGUUAGAGAAUGUAUCAUCUAUAUCGGUACCGCCGCGAAAGAGCUUCUUGGUGACACUCAAACCGUGGGGCGCCAUUGAUCCAGAUGCAGAGUUUAUCAUGACUAUUCUCCGCUCUUUUACUUACUUCCUAGUGCCGGCCGUAUUUUGGGUAAUUGCAAGCUACGGACUCUACAUUGGCCUGGGUGCUUUGGCAUUCAACUACACUUUCCCUCUGAAGAUCACUGAGCCACCCUACAACUGGAGUGAGACGAACUCCGGUCUCAUCGCGGUCGCCAGCUUCGUCGGUUAUUUGCUUGCUCUUCCAUUCUCUUCGACCUCUGACCGACUAGCUGCAUACCGAACAAAGCGUAACAAUGGAAUCCGAGAAUCCGAAAUGCGUCUACCCGCGUUGUUCCCAGCCCUUCUUCUAGCCCCAGCCGGCUUGAUUGUAUAUGGGUUCACUGCCCAGCGCAAUCUUCACUGGAUGGGAUUCUUUGCUGGAGUGGCCAUGGAUCAAUUUGCGUCGUACUUUUACUUUACUUUUACAUUAGCUUAUGCGGUCGACUCUUACUAUGCGAACACCUCGGAAAUGCUUAUCGCCAUGAAUCUAGGAAAGCAAGCAAUCUCGUUUGGAAUGGGUUCGUAUUUGCUAGAUUGGAUUCUGUCUAGAGGGUAUGCGGUUGUGAUCUCGGGAAUUUUUGGAGCAGUUCUUCUUGUCAACAACCUGAUGGUGAUUGUUUUCAUACUCUUUGGAAAGAGAAUAAGGAGAUGGACUGCGCAGUCAUGGCUGGGCAAGCUACAUCAGCGAACUGCGACGAGGGAUAUGACGCAGUGA
Messenger RNA from Penicillium daleae, 5013 nucleotides. RefSeq names its product Bifunctional cytochrome NADPH reductase. Bases 1 to 5013 code for a protein of 1670 amino acids. Gene Ontology annotation, cellular component: cytosol. Gene Ontology annotation, molecular function: flavin adenine dinucleotide binding; NADPH-hemoprotein reductase activity; iron ion binding. NCBI's taxonomy places the organism in Eukaryota, Fungi, Ascomycota, Eurotiomycetes, Eurotiales, Aspergillaceae. The transcript has 14 exons. The record is from RefSeq and is a predicted model, not a curated record. Gene Ontology annotation, biological process: transmembrane transport.